AUGGAGAUCAUCGACGCGGAGCUGCGGCUCGGCCCGCCCGGCAGCGGCGGCGGCUGCGACCUGGCCUUCGGCGGCGGCGCGUCGGCGGUGCAGAAGAAACGUCCGUCGUCUUCGUCGGUGGCGGCGGCGGCCAGGAGCGAGGCCUCCGGGACCGACGACCACGACGCGGCACCUGCUUCCAAGGUGCAGGUGGUGGGCUGGCCGCCGGUGUGCACCUACCGCAAGAGCACGUUCCAGUCGGCGACGUCCACGUCCACAUCCACGGCCGAGAAGGAGAAGGAGGGCGCCGGUGAAGCUGCGGCGGCCGGGAAGAGGCCAGGGGGCGGUGGGCUGUACGUGAAGGUGAGCAUGGACGGCGCGCCGUACCUGCGCAAGGUGGACCUGCGGACGUACGGCGGGUACGGCGAGCUGAGGGCCGCGCUCGACAAGCUCUUCGGCUGUUUCGACAACGGCGCGGCCGGCCAGUUCGCCGUCGCGUACGAGGACAAGGACGGGGAUCUCAUGCUCGCCGGCGACGUGCCAUGGGAAAUGUUCAUCUGCUCUUGCAAGAGGCUCAGGAUCAUGAGGGGCUCCGAAGCGCGAUGAUUAGGAUACAUGGUGCCAUGGCGAGCAUAUACACAUCAAGUGAUCUGAACAUGGAUGAUGGAAUUUGGUCGUGGCUCAGGAUCAGAGCUGGACGCAAGCACAC
Messenger RNA from Lolium rigidum, 688 nucleotides. Its product is annotated as auxin-responsive protein IAA14-like. Gene Ontology annotation, molecular function: protein binding. The coding region runs from base 1 to 585 and encodes 194 amino acids. The record is from RefSeq and is a predicted model, not a curated record. Gene Ontology annotation, cellular component: nucleus. Gene Ontology annotation, biological process: regulation of DNA-templated transcription. NCBI's taxonomy places the organism in Eukaryota, Viridiplantae, Streptophyta, Magnoliopsida, Poales, Poaceae. The transcript is spliced from 3 exons.